AUGUCAUCUUCAAGAUUCGUCUUUUUUAUUUAUCUCAUAAUUUUUAUUUGUCUUCUCAAAACGGCUGUCGGAACUAAUGCUGUUUACUUUGGUUGCUCCGACUCUUACGGAGCUGAUGCUAAUGUUAUUUCCUUUGGUUGUUCUAACUAUAGGAAUGCAUCUUCCUAUAAAUUCUUAGACAAUUUAAAUCAGCUGAUCAUGCACCUCUCUACUCAUGCUCCUCCGACACGGUUUGCCCUCGGUGCCUUCGGUGAAACACCAGACAGAGUCUACGGUCUUGCACUUUGCAGACGCGAUUUCUCUGAGGACGAUUGUAAAACAUGUAUUCUUAAAACAGGUUGUUUCAUACGGAAGCGCUGCCCGGACUACGGCGCUGCAAUCAUCCGGUAUAAUAAUUGUCUUCUAAGAUUUUCGAACGCACCAUUCCGCGGUCGGAUCGAUAAUUUACAUGAGAUUUAUGAAUCGAACUCGGAUAAGGUGAGUGAAUCUGAUUCAUUCAAUGAGAAGACCAAGGGGCUGCCGAGCCAUUGUUGGCAGUUUUAA
Messenger RNA from Hibiscus syriacus, 543 nucleotides. RefSeq names its product cysteine-rich repeat secretory protein 38-like. The record is from RefSeq and is a predicted model, not a curated record. The coding region runs from base 1 to 543 and encodes 180 amino acids. Lineage: Eukaryota; Viridiplantae; Streptophyta; Magnoliopsida; Malvales; Malvaceae. The transcript has a single exon.